AUGGUAGUCUAUAGAAAUCGAGGAAUUGUGUUGUAUCAUUUGGACUCGGUGGAGCUGCAGAGUUGAUGAAGAUCAUUCAAAUGUUUUUCAAUUAUUGUGAUUGAAUUUUGUUAUUAGUGUACUGUUGUCACAUGUGACACUGGAAUUAUUGACGAAUAUAUUUGGGUUUCGUUGCACUUGUCCUCGGAGAGGAGCCAGAUGUAUUUGUGUAUUUUCAUGUUGAUGGUUGAGAUUAUAGUUCUGUGAUUUGUGAAUUGCUUUUUUUUUUGUUGUGCUGUUGAAUCAGCCGGAUGUGAUUCGUGGGUAUUGCCAAGGAAAACAAACAUUACCAAGUGUUAUUCUUGGACGGAACACGGGGGGUCAGUGAUGUGGAGGAUGCAGGAGGGUAGAACACUGUCACCCCUCGCUGAAAUAGGACCGGUAGCUUGUUUAGGUGAGGAAGUCAAUCUGCGGGCGGUAGUGCCACAUCAGGAGAGGAGACGUGUAUUGUUGCAUGUGAGAACUGGUGAGACAUUUUGCAGUUACGAUAAACAACAAAUGCGAUCGUCUGGUGUUGCCAUUGCCACAUCGAUUGACGAGACUAUCGGGGCAAUGGAUGAUGAUGAUGAGGGCGGGAGAAUAAAACACUGUGAGGAGAGUGUUUCGGUUAAUGAGAGGAGUGAUGAUGAUGAAUCAGAGGAUGAGGAUGACGGUGAUAUGGAUCAUGUUGAUGAUGUUGUGAAUCGGAAUGGGAGUAGACGAAUUAGCAGGGAGAAUGGUGAGGAUGAGGAGGUGCAUCAUCGCGGUGAGCAGAAUGGAAACUAUCAGGAUGAUGAGGAGAUCGAGGUGGAUGUCUGCCGUGAACAUGACAGCAAUCCUAGUAGUCCGGUAGAUUUGACGGCCUCGUCGAGGAGCUCCAGCGAUCAGUUCAAUCCAUUUCUCAAUCGCAGUGUCAAUGUUCAUGCUCUUGCGUGUUUACAGACUGCUGGAGGAAUUCAUGGUGAUCUUGUUAAUGGUGCUAGUGUUAUUGGUAAUUCAGCGACGGCCGGUGGGGGAUUCAUUGGUGGACAUGCAACUGGUUCCGUGGGAUCAUCCAUUUGCAAUGUGGGGGGACACUUGGCUAGGGGUAAUAAUGGGGGUAAUUGUAUCAGUAAUACGUCCGGUGCGGUGACAGGGAGCAAAAGGGGACUUGCCUUUUCGGUGGAAAAUAUUCUCGAUCCUAAUAAAUUCACCGGCGGACGGGUUCAUGAUAGGAUUCAUGAUAGAAUUCAGCAUAGGAGAAGAAGGAGGAGAACUGGAAGUGUACACGAAGAUGGUGACUCGAGGGGGGAGUUCGCCAGUGGAAGUGGUCAGGAGGACGAAGUGCAGGACCAGGUGGAGGAUAUGGAGGAAGAGGCGGACGAGGACGAUGAGGAUGAUGAGGAUGUGGAGAUGCAGGUGGAUCAGGGACGGGAGACUCCCAUCGCAGCGAGGGACACGACGUCCAAUGGUUCAGCGAGUAGCAAAAAACGAUCAUCAUCGUCAACCUCCUCCAGCAAUGGUCAGGCUCAAUCCUGCGGCCAGAGUUCCCAGAAUGGUGGUGGUGGUGGGUCGGGGAAUUCGGGGAGCACUGGUGGUAAACCGAGACGAGCGAGAACGGCCUUUACUUAUGAGCAAUUGGUGGCACUGGAGAACAAGUUCAAGACAACGAGGUACCUGUCAGUCUGCGAACGACUGAAUCUAGCUCUGUCGCUCUCGCUGACGGAGACACAAGUGAAGAUUUGGUUUCAAAAUCGCCGGACCAAGUGGAAGAAGCAGAAUCCUGGGCUUGAUGUCAAUAGUCCAACAGUGCCAACGACACCACCUCAUCCCUCGCCGUAUGGUCCAGCCUUCCUCUUCGCCACACAUCCACACAGCCAUCCGCAUGCCCAUGCCCAUCCUCAUCAACAUCCUCACAGUCAUGUACAUCAUCCACCACCACCACCACCUCCACCACCUGGUUAUUACCAUCAUCCGGGUGCUUAUCCACCCGCUGGGCCCACCUUCUUCGGCCAUCACCUGACAACACCUGUCUCAGCACCAAACGUCGUUACCUCUUCUGCACCUACCUCCACAGGUUUAUCAUUAUCAGCGCAUGUAGCACACGCACACGCACAUCCGCACGCGUAGCGCCCUCCGUAGAUCAUCAUAUAAAAAAGAAAUUUGAGGUGAGAAUUUUUUUAUGGAACUGGUGAUGGAUUGUCGAUUCACAGGCGACAGCUUCCAAGAUCAUCAGCAGCUCAUCGGCUGAUGAUUCGGCUAAUCACUGAGCUGUCAUCAUAUGUUGGAGACGCAUGAGGUGAACUGCAAAAAAGUACAAGGAAAAUUUGGGAAAUAUUCUGGAAGCUGGUUGGCCAAGUGCUUUCCGCAUCACGGGACAUCACGUGCAGUCUGCCAAAAUGACGGAAGACAGACAUUUGGUGGCUGGCUUUCUGCCCGUUACACCCGGCAAUCGAGAAACUGUUCCCUGUUUACUACCUGAUUACUCACUUGAAAUCAACGUCCGUGAUCCCUCUGUGCAAGCACACGAGCUUCCUCUGCCCUUGUUUGGACGUACAACAUCGAUCACAGCAUCGGAAAGUGAUUGGAAAGCUAGAUAGACCAACAGUAACGAGCGGAUGCUUCACCGACGUCUAAUUGAAUGGUUAUGAUCAUUUUUCGUUCUGAUUUUUAGAAUAUCGAGUCCCGGUGAAUUACAACGAUUGAUCAGGUCAUCGUCAGACGAUAAAGUUUUAUGUACGAAGAUGAACAAUGUGUGAUAAGAGAUAUAAAAGUAGUUGAGAUAUUGGAAGGUGAAUGGUUUUAGGUAGUGAGGACUAAUCGUUUCAUUACCUGGAAAAUUGUAAAAUAAAUGCCAAUACGUUACGCUUGUAAAUAUUUAUGCAAAA
This is a messenger RNA of Diachasmimorpha longicaudata, 2885 nucleotides long. RefSeq lists its product as uncharacterized. Gene Ontology annotation, biological process: regulation of transcription by RNA polymerase II; cell differentiation. Bases 367 to 2127 code for a protein of 586 amino acids. NCBI's taxonomy places the organism in Eukaryota, Metazoa, Arthropoda, Insecta, Hymenoptera, Braconidae. Gene Ontology annotation, molecular function: RNA polymerase II cis-regulatory region sequence-specific DNA binding; DNA-binding transcription factor activity, RNA polymerase II-specific. Gene Ontology annotation, cellular component: nucleus. The record is from RefSeq and is a predicted model, not a curated record. The transcript has 2 exons.